Molecule: messenger RNA, 3850 nt
Organism: Prunus persica (peach)
Lineage: Eukaryota; Viridiplantae; Streptophyta; Magnoliopsida; Rosales; Rosaceae
Product: probable LRR receptor-like serine/threonine-protein kinase At3g47570
Exons: 2
Coding region: 1-2958 (985 amino acids)
Biological process (GO): protein phosphorylation
Cellular component (GO): plasma membrane
Molecular function (GO): protein binding; ATP binding; protein kinase activity
Source: RefSeq, a predicted model, not a curated record
AUGGGAGGCAACGAGACCGAUAGGCUUGCACUGCUAGCCAUCAAAGCUCAAAUAAAGCAAGAUCCUCAUACUGUAUUGAGCUCCUGGAAUGAAUCCAUUCACUUUUGCUCGUGGCACGGUGUCUCCUGCGGUCGACGCCAUCGCCAGAGGGUCACAAGGCUAGACCUCCAAUCUCAAAAGCUGGCAGGGUCCCUAUCCCCACACAUAGGAAAUCUAAGUUUCCUAAGGGCACUAAAGCUCCAAAACAACAGCUUCAGCAAUAAAAUCCCUCCAGAAAUUGGGAAUUUACGUAGAUUGCAGGUACUAUCUCUACACAACAACUCAUUUAGUGGCCCUAUUCCAUACAACAUAUCAUAUUGCUCCAACCUCAUCUUCAUGAACAUCGGUUUAAACCGGUUGGUGGGUAAAAUUCCAUCUGAAUUUGGCUCUUUGUCGAAGCUUCAACAAUUUGUUUUACAAGGUAAUAAUUUAACAGGAAAGAUCCCUCCUUCCUUGGGAAACCUUUCGUCUCUCGAGGUACUUGCUGCAACACAAAAUAACUUGGUGGGAAGCCUCCCUACUUCUCUGGGCCAAUUGAAAAACUUAACAUAUUUGUCAUUGGGUGCAAACAAGUUAACUGGUACCAUUCCUCCCUCCAUCUAUAACCUCUCCGCUCUUGAUACUUUCUACCUAGCAUAUAAUCAAAUUCAAGGGAGGCUUCCAUCAGACUUGGGAAAAACUCUUCCUAAUCUCCAAGUCUUUAACAUUGGUACAAACCAAUUCUUUGGAUCCAUUCCUCUCUCACUAUCUAAUGCCACAAGUUUACGGCAAUUUUCAAUUCCAUAUAACAACCUAACGGGACAGGUGCCCGAUUUCCGAAAGCUUCAUGACCUAGAGCGAUUCUACAUUCAUCAGAAUCAUCUUGGAAGCGGUACAGAUGGUGACUUGACUUUCCUCACGGACUUGACCAAUUCCACGGAGUUAAAAUACUUGAUUAUGCAUGACAACUAUUUUGGAGGAACGUUGCCCACAUCAAUAUCCAAUCUCUCAACCAAGAUUGAAAUGUUUUGGUUUUACAGAAACCAAAUACAUGGAACCAUCCCAACAGAGAUAGGAAAUUUGGUCAGCUUGGAAUCAUUGGGAAUGCGGGAAAAUAGCUUCACCGGUAGCAUCCCCACUGAAAUUCAGAAGCUUUCAAGCCUUGUGGAAUUAGAGAUUUCUUAUAAUCAAUUAUCAGGAAGCAUUCCGUCCUCUUUAGGAAAUUUAACCAAGUUAUACAGACUCUUCUUACAAGGAAAUAAUCUUGAAGGCGUCAUCCCUUCCAGCUUGGGAGAUUGCCAACGGCUGACAGCAUUGUCUUUAUCUAAUAAUAAACUUAGUGGCGCAAUACCUCAACAAGUUAUCGGCCGCCCGUCCUUAUCACAGCUUUUGAACUUGUCCACGAACCACUUUAUCGGUUCUCUUCCGACGGAGGUUGGGAAGUUGAAGAAUCUAGGUGUACUGGACGUUUCUAAUAACAUGUUAUCCGGAGAACUUCCUAGUAGCCUUGGUUCAUGUGAGAGUUUAGAAGUCUUACACUUGCAAGACAACUUCUUUAAGGGGUCUAUUCCCUCAUCUAUGAUUGGGUUGAAAGGCAUAGAAGAAUUAGACCUUUCUCGCAACAAUUUGUCGGGUGAAAUUCCAAAAUUCUUAGGGGACUUUGUCUUCCUGAAGAAACUAGACCUAUCAUUCAAUGAAUUUUGGGGAGCGGUACCAACUGGAGGAGGUGCUUUUAAAAAUGCAAGUGCGAUUUCAAUUACCGGCAACACCAAGCUCUGCGGGGGAAUUGCUGAUCUCCAACUGCCCAAGUGCAAGUCCCAAAAAGGAGGAUCAUCUCGUAGCUUGAAAUUAAUAAUCCCGUUAGUACUUUCCGGAUUUGCUCUUCUUGUAAUAGUUAUGGUGAUGUCCUAUUUCUUCCUCUGUUCGUCAAGAAGGAAAAGGAAAGAGAUUCCGUUGAGCACAUUGGCGAACCAUUUUUUGCAAGUGUCAUAUGCUACUCUUCUAAGAGCUACUGACGAGUUCUCUUCGGCUAAUUUGAUUGGUGCAGGCAGUUUUGGGUCUGUGUACAAAGGAAUUCUUGAUGAUAAUGAUAAACAUCAACUUGUUGCUGUGAAGGUGUUCAACUUGUUACGCCAUGGAGCAUCGAAGAGUUUCAUGGCCGAAUGUGAGGCUUUAAGAAACAUCAAGCAUCGAAAUCUUGUCGAGAUUUUAACUGCGUGUUCAAGUGUUGACUUCCAUGGUAAUGACUUCAAGGCUCUGGUUUACAAGUACAUGGACAGAGGAAGCUUAGAGGAGUGGCUGCAUCCUCCUACUGAAAUUGAAGAGAUAAGAGAGGCACUCAAUCUAGAGCAAAGGCUAGAGAUUGCCAUUGAUGUUGCUUGUGCAUUGGAUUAUCUUCAUAAUCAUUGUGAAACACCGAUAGUUCAUUGUGAUCUCAAGCCAAGCAAUGUUCUUUUGGACAACGAGAUGACUGGACAUGUUUCUGACUUUGGACUCGCAAGAUUUCUCUCCCAAGAAGCUGGUAUUAAUGUUUCCAACAAUCACACAAGUUCCAUUGGAAUAAAAGGAACGGUUGGUUAUGCUGCUCCAGAGUAUGGUAUGGGAAGCCAGGUGUCAACAAAUGGAGAUGUCUACGGCUUUGGCAUUCUCUUGUUAGAGAUUUUCGCAGGAAAGCGACCCACCGACGACAUGUUUAAUGGGGACCUAAACCUUCAUACUUUCGUUAAAAUGGCUUUACCUGAGCGAGUUACGGACAUUGCAGAUUCAACACUUUUUGAAGGAGGCAACAACGAGAGAAGAGUUGAAAAAAUUGUGGUGUGCUUGAAUUCAAUAUUUAGAAUUGGAAUUGAAUGCUCUGCUGAAUCUCCAACAGAGCGUCUAAAGAACAUCAGUGAUGCUGCAUCUGAACUACAUUCCGUUAGAGACGUUCUUCUUCGAUAGGAACUUUUUCUGCUACGGGUUUGUGUGAUAUGGGGUUCUUCUUAGAGAUGUUUUUAUGCGCUGCCUGAGAAAUACUCUUGUUGCUGCUACAGUAUAUGAGUGUUCUACUACCCUUUUUUUUUUCUUUUUUUUUUGGGGUCGAACUUCUUCUUCUACUACUACUAAGUCGUUUUAUUUGUGUGUUUGGGCCUGAAGCCCUUAGAAAUGUGAUCAAAACAACUACAAUAUUGUCUAAAUCUCUUAUCUUAAAUAAAUCUGAAUGUGCACUUCAUCCCAUUGCCUAUUUUAUAAAAACUAAUUGUUAUUUCUUAGAUCAAUUAGUGUGUAGUUUAUUGCAAAUUGCAACUUAACGCCGGCAACAACAGUCAUUGCCAUUUGGAAAUCUAGUCAAAUUGUCUUUGAAAAAGACAGUAUUAGGAAUUAAAUAUUUAUAAAAUCCGGUGUGGUCUAAUUUGUCCAUAAGUUAGUUCGUUUUUCGAUUUUGGAGUUGGGCUUAAAGUUUUUUUUAGGGGUUAUAAAUUUUUUUUAUAAGUUUUUUUUUUUUUUUUGGUUUUACCAAACUCAACUAAAAUUUUAUUUUUAGGGAUUAAAAAUUCACAAAUGGCACAAUUUCAUACAAAAAAAGGUGAUUGGGCCUAGAAAAGAGAGGUGAUUUGGAGUUGGGCUUAGGAAAAGAUUGUUUACGAGUUUAGAAAUUUAGCAUUUAGAUUAAAUAUUUUAUUAACAAUUUUAAAAAUGCACGGCGGACCCAGUCCAAUAUUCACUACAAAAAUCAAAUAUGUACCUUAUGUCAUAUCCACAUGUUAUCAUCAGAUAUGUAUUCGUAUUUUCAUAAAGUCCAUUUUGAACAAGUCUUAUAUGUUUUCAUUUAAUAACAAUCCACUGAAUUGAA